This is a messenger RNA of Cyanistes caeruleus (blue tit), 1360 nucleotides long. The record is from RefSeq and is a predicted model, not a curated record. NCBI's taxonomy places the organism in Eukaryota, Metazoa, Chordata, Aves, Passeriformes, Paridae.
UUCCCAUUUUUUCUUACUUUUCCCACGGAUUCCAGUUGCUCCCGCUGGAUCCGAGAGCGUUUCCCGGGACGAGGAAACCGGGAAGAGCGAGCGGAUGAGCGAGGACAUCCGGAUCCAUUCCUGGCCUUGCUCCUAUUAUUUGGACAGCAACAAACAAUGGAUUCCCGGGAAGCUCUCCCUGACUCCCGUUUCCAUCCGAUUCACGGCUGACAAAAGCGGGGAGCUCCUGGCGGAUUUCCGACUUUCCGGGAUCAGCGAGAUCAAGAAGGAAUUUUCCCAUUUCGUCUUCAGCUCCUUGACGAUCCUGGAGAAGAGCAGCAAGCACUGGUUCAGUUCCCUGCAUCCCAACAGGAAUGUGGUUUUUAAUAUCCUGGAGCAUUUCUGGAGGGAGCAGCUGCUCUCCGAGGCCGGUGCGGGAGCGGCGUUGGAAUACGGAAAGGGGAAGGAAUUAACGGGAAUGUUGGAGGGAUCCCAGAAACGCCUGCAGGACACAGCCCAGGUGCUGCAUUCCCAAGGGGAACAGUUCGAUUCCAUCAUGAGGGGACUCCACAAAAUCGAGGGGGACAUGGAUGUGGCCGACAGGCUGUUGACAGAGCUGGAAUCUCCUUCCUGGUGGCCCUUCAGCAUCAAACUCUGGAAAAACCCUUUGGAAGCGAAACCGAAGGAAAACCCCGCUCCUCCCGAUCCCAAAAUCCAGGAAGGAAUCCUGCUGAGAAUUCCCGUCAUCAUCACCCACGGGCCAGAUUCCAACGCCAAACCAGGAAAACUCACCGUGCUUUCAUCCGGCUUGGAAAUCAGGGAUUGCAAUUCCCAACUCCUGCAGCGCUUCCAAUCGCGGGAUGUGGAUGAAAUCCGCGUUCACACUCCGUACGAGAUCAGCGUCCGGCAGAGAUUCAUCGGGAAACCCGACAUUUCCUGCCGCCUCCUGGCGGCGCGCAUGCCGGAGGCCAUUCCCAUCCUGGAGAUGCAGUUCAGCAGGAAAAUCCAGUUCUUGGAGGAUGCGCUGGGAUUUGCCGGAGCCGGGAAAUCUCCCCAGGGGGAUUUCUGGCCGGCAGGUGGGUGCUGGCGGGGAAUUCCCGGCUCCAAAGGUUUCCGGGUGUUUGCCAAGGAAUUUUGCAGGGAAUUCCUGGUGAGGAUCAAUCCAGGGAAUGAGCUCCGGGUGGCUUCAGAGCCUUUGGUGCUGCCGGUUUUCCUGGAGUUAAUUCCUAGCUGGAAGGGAAUAUCUGAUAUCCAGUAUCCUGGAUCUCAUAUCCAGUGUCCAAUAUUUCAUCCCAUAUCCGAUAUGUAAUAAUCAGUACCCCAUAUUUAAUAUCCCAUGUACCAUAUUCAGUAUUUAAUAUCCCAUAUUUAAUAUUCCACA